UGGAAGACACGGACGUGGUCGGGUUGCGCUGGUUGGAUCUUAUCGAAUGAAUAUAAAUCUUGUCUUUAACUCAAAUUGCUGAAUGAAGGUAUCUGCAUAAUUAGAGCGGCUUGAUAUUCUGAAAGGUGGCCACUAAAAUUGACCUGCGUUAGAAGUGCAACGUUAGAAGUGCAACGUGCCGAAGGGUCUGGUGAUCUUAGGCUUCAUGUUAUUUUGUUCCUCGACGCAAAUAUUCAAAAAUGUCGACUCCAGCCGGCCUUCUCAACGUCACCACUGCUAUCCCGAAUGUUACAGAAGCUUCAAUGGAUGACGGGGGAGCCAGUGUGUAUACCAAACUGGUUCCCGCCCUAAUCGGCAUUAUAACCCUGGUUGGAUUGGUUGGUAACUCGAUCGUCGUCUACGUCAUCGUGUGCCAGGGACAUCUGAAGACGGUUACCAACUAUUACAUUGUGAAUCUUGCCAUAACUGACAUAUUCUUCCUGGUAUUCUGCGCACCUUUUACUGCGUCGAUUUAUGCAACACCGAGUUGGCUGUUUGGUCGCUUCAUGUGCAAGUUUGUCUUCUACAUGAUGCAGGCGACUGCCCAAGCAACAUGUGCCACCCUGACAGCAAUGAGUAUCGACCGUUACUAUGCCAUUACAGACCCGCUCAAGGCUCUCAAGACUCGUACACCGAGAGUGGCUAUCGUCGUCAGCGUCGGUAUCUGGACAUUCUCUGCAGUGCUUGCCAUACCAGUUGCAGUAUUCUUCGACAUCGAUGUCGUGCAGUUUCAAAACCAGACAUAUGACAUCUGCGAUGAAAUGUGGCCUCUCAAAAUCGUUAACCAGGGCUACGGCGUUUACUGCUUCGUGAUGCUGUACCUCAUACCACUAACAAUCAUCGUCGUUUGUUACUCCAUCGUGCUGAACCGUCUCUGGAAGGCUGUCUCACCCACCGAGGAGACCCACGCUCCCGUCCACCUUCGCAUGCUGAUACAGAAGAGACGAAUCACCCGUAUGAUCUUAGCUGUUAUAGUCGCAUUUGCCGCUUGUUGGAUUGGAACCCACAUCAUGUCGCUCUGGCGUCGCCUUGAUGUGAACUUCCCAAGAACAUCCACGUCCGCCCUUGUGUUUCAAACCAUCGCUCAUUUGUUAAUGUACUUCAACUCUUGCGUCAACCCGUUUGUGUACGCCUUUAUGGGUGGGAACUUCCGGAAACAGAUGGCCAGAGCGUUUCCUUUCUUAGCUGGGAAAAAGUCUGCUAUGACGGAAGGCCCAACUGGUAGUUUAAUCAAAUCGAAGUCCACGCAGGUUUAAACUGGUUAAAACUAUUGAUUGUAUGCUUAAAAGGUUUAGUUUUACAACGUUGAACAUGGAUAACACGUGAAGAACGAAACAACGAGAGAUGUCUGUCGUUGAACUACAAGGGUGAUUCGGACAAGUAUGUGACAAAACAAUGCGUUUGUUUCUCGGGAAGAUGUCUAAAAUUAUGAGUUGUAGGGCCUACCAUUAUCUUUAUUCCCAAAUUGAAGUCGAGUGCCUGGUAUUUACCCGACAGAAUUGUGUGUUCUUUAUGUAGCUCAUUGGCAAAGUCAAACGUGAAGCAAAACGGAGUAUAUCAUUGUACAUUUCCUGACUCUAAAUUCCAGACAGUGGUCGCAAUAAAGUGCGCCAUCAAGCUUUUGACCCGGGUUGUCACUAACUUGUUCACAGAGCUAUGGUACUGUUCUCUAUUUUAUUGACCGUAUACUAGAGAUCAUUGAGCAUUGACCGUGCUUACCACCAAUUUAAGCACUAAAGGUAUACCAUUCUUCUCUUACUGCAGUGCUGAACGAGGUUUAUCCGGACAUAAAAGAAACAUAACUUGUUGUCCAUGUAUCGACUGCAACGUAUGUACAUGCGGCAAACACCACAUUUGUGUUGUCAAUCAUGUAAUACAUAGACUGGGCCCAAUUUCAUGGCUCUGAUUACCGUAAGAUAGACUCGGCGCUUACGGAAGUAGAGAAUUCUGUGCUUA
This is a messenger RNA of Asterias rubens (European starfish), 1995 nucleotides long. RefSeq names its product G-protein coupled receptor 54-like. The coding region runs from base 240 to 1295 and encodes 351 amino acids. The transcript has 5 exons. The record is from RefSeq and is a predicted model, not a curated record. Gene Ontology annotation, molecular function: G protein-coupled receptor activity. Gene Ontology annotation, biological process: G protein-coupled receptor signaling pathway. Gene Ontology annotation, cellular component: membrane. NCBI's taxonomy places the organism in Eukaryota, Metazoa, Echinodermata, Asteroidea, Forcipulatida, Asteriidae.